CGGGGCGAGCGCGGCCGGCGGCCGAGCCGGAUGCGGGCGGCGUCGCCGCUGCGGCGGCCCUGGGGAUGGGCGGAGCCCCAGUCGCUGGUGCUGGUGGCCGUCGCCUCCGCUGGCCGAGCCGUCGCGUCUGUUCCCGCGCGUCGCUGCUUCUCCGGGUGGCGGGAUGCUGGGGAAGGGGGGAGUCGGCGGGGGCGGCGGCACCAGGGCGCCCAAGCCGUCCUUCGUGUCGUACGUGCGCCCUGAGGAAAUUCACACAAAUGAAAAGGAAGUAACUGAGAAGGAAGUAGCUCUUCACUUGUUGCCAGGUGAACAGCUGCUUUGUGAGGCCAGCACAGUACUGAAGUAUGUUCAGGAAGAUUCCUGCCAGCGGGGAGUCUAUGGAAGACUCGUCUGCACGGACUUCAAGAUUUCCUUUCUGGGUGAUGAUGAGUCUGCAUUGGACAGUACUGAAACUCAUUUUAAGAACAAGAUUAUAGGAGAAAAUGACAUAACGCUCCACUGUGUUGAUCAAAUUUAUGGAGUGUUUGAUGAGAAAAAAAAGACUCUCUUUGGACAACUGAAGAAAUACCCUGAGAAACUCAUCAUCCACUGUAAAGACCUCCGUGUGUUCCACUUUUGCCUGAGGUACACAAAGGAAGAGGAAGUCAAAAGGAUUGUCAGUGGGAUAAUUCAUCAUACCCAGGCUCCUAAGCUGCUGAAACGAUUGUUUCUGUUUUCCUAUGCAACUGCUGCCCAAAACAUUAUAGCCGCCGGUCCGAAGAACCAUACAGUAAUGUUUGACACACUGAAGGACUGGUGUUGGGAAUUGGAGCGGACCAAGGGCAAUGUGAAGUAUAAAGCCGUGAGUGUCAACGAAGGCUACAAAAUCUGUGACAGGUUGCCAGCAUACUUUGUUGUCCCCAUCCCUCUUCCUGAAGAGAAUGUGCGGCGCUUUCAGGGUCGUGGCAUACCAAUAUGGUGUUGGUCCUGCCACAAUGGAAGUUCCCUUUUGAAGAUGUCAGCACUGCCCAAAGAACAGGAUGAUGGCAUUUUACAAAUCCAGAAAAGCUUCUUGGAUGGGAUUUACAAGACCAUCCACAGGCCACCCUAUGAAAUUGUUAAAACUGAGGACCUAUCUAACAACUUCCUACCCCUUCAGGAAAUCCAGACGGCAUACUCUAAAUUUAAGCAGCUGUUUCUCAUAGAUAACAGCACUGAAUUUUGGGACACUGAUAUAAAGUGGUUUUCUCUGUUGGAAAGUAGCAGCUGGCUUGACAUAAUCAGACGUUGCCUGAAAAAAGCAAUAGAGAUUACGGAAUAUCUGGAAGCACAAAAUAUGAACGUUCUUCUUUUAGAAGAGAACGCUUCUGACCUCUGCUGCCUCAUCUCCUCUCUGGUGCAAGUGAUGAUGGACCCCCACUGUCGAACCAGGCCUGGUUUCCAGAGCCUCAUCCAAAAGGAGUGGAUCAUGGGUGGCCACUGCUUCUUGGAUCGCUGCAACCACCUGCGCCAGAGUGAGAAGGAGGAGGUUCCUGUGUUCCUGCUUUUCUUAGAUUGUGUCUGGCAGCUGGUGCACCAGUUUCCCCCAGCCUUUGAAUUCACAGAGACUUACCUGACUGUUCUGUCAGAUAGCCUGUACAUACCCAUCUUCAGCACCUUCUUCUUCAAUUCACCUCAUCAAAAAGACGCUAACAUGGGUAGGGAAAGCCUGGAUUCACAAAGCAGGCCUCUGACCCCGUUCACCGUAUGGGAUUGGUCUAUACAGUUUGGAUCCAAAGCUCAGACGUUGCUCAGAAACCCUCUUUAUGUCGAAAAGUCAAAACUGGACAAAGGCCAGCGGAAAGGAAUGCAUCCCAAACAUCGACGACAGCUAUCUUUGCCACUCACCCAGUCCAAGUCAUCUCCCAAAAGAGGAUUUUUCAGGGAAGAAACAGAUCAUUUAAUUAAAAACCUCCUGGGCAAGAGAAUUAGCAAACUGAUUAAUUCUUCUGAUGAGCUUCAAGACAACUUCCGGGAGUUCUAUGACAGUUGGCACAGCAAGCCUACCGACUACCAUGGCUUGUUGCUACCUCGUAUAGAGGGACCAGAAAUCAAAGUCUGGGCCCAGCGCUACUUGCGUUGGAUUCCAGAAGCCCAAAUUGCAGGUGGUGGCAGAGUGGCCACGAUGAGCAAACUGUUUGAAAUGAUGGAGGAAGUCCAGAGCUUACAAGAGAAACUCAAUGAGACAUGCCACCCCCAGGAACCCCUGCAGACUGAGGCCCCCUGCUUGCUGCGAAACUCUGCUCGCCUCUCUUCCCUGUUCCCUUUUGCUUUACUCCAGCGACAUUCGUCCAAGCCCAUCUUACCCACCAGCAGCUGGAAAACUUUGGGAGAUGAAGAAGAUCUGGCUAAACGAGAAGAUGAGUUUGUGGACCUUGGCGAUGUGUGACCUGUGCAUUGGGUCAUUGUUAUAGGGCAGCGUGAGAGAUUGGGACAGUUGAUCCCAGGCUUAGCAUUAGGCUCAUCUAAUCCUGGGAGGGUCAUUAGCCCAGCACUGUGGUGGAGGAAACCAGGCCCUUCAAAAGAACCAAUUCUUGGGUUUUUGCUUUUGUUUUUUUUUUUUUAAUCCUGAAAGACUAUGCAAUUUAGACUAUUUCUCUGGCAUUAAUAAUUGAAAGGAAUUAUAACUUGACGCAUCAUAGGAUUAUGA
Molecule: messenger RNA, 2668 nt
Organism: Ochotona princeps (American pika)
Lineage: Eukaryota; Metazoa; Chordata; Mammalia; Lagomorpha; Ochotonidae
Gene: MTMR12
Product: myotubularin related protein 12
Exons: 16
Coding region: 164-2407 (747 amino acids)
Source: RefSeq, a predicted model, not a curated record